AUGGAAGCCACAGCAACAUACCCGUACGCAUUGACGGACUGUCGUCCUCUUGGCACAAAUAUGGAAAUCAACGACGGGAUCCUACCAUUCGAUGCUUCCCCGGAUACCAUGUUCACUGAUCCAUUCCAACCAAACGGGCUUGCAACGGGCUUCAUGCCGCAAAGCGACCCAACACUCUUCCCAGCCAUGCUUCACCUCCAAGGAACACCCAAUUACCAUGAAUUGAAAUCCCCUCUGGCUGUCUCUCCAUCUGUGACGGAGAGCGACAACAGCAUCAGCAGCGCACAGCUUACGGUCGACUCGGUCGACCCAAAGAAUGUCGACCAGCCGCAGCCACAGCCCCCCAAGAAGCGUGGCCGUCCAAGGCGCAGCCAAGCAAAGCCGCGCGCAGAUAUAAAGUCCUCCCCGGCAAAAGUAAGAAAGGCAUCGAAAGCUUCUUCGCGGAAAGACAGCAUCAAUGAGUCCGACGAUGGCUCUGAUCACGACAGCGACAGGAGCCACCUCCGAGCGCGGAACCGUGUUGCCGCCGCCAAGUUUCGCGAACGCAAAAGGGAGUCCGUUGGCAAGCUCAAGGAAAAGGAGGAGUGUGCCCGCACAGCGAACCGCAUGCUUGCCGACGAGAUUUCUCAGCUAAAAGAGGAAACGUUGCAACUCAAAUCCAUGGUCCUGGAACACGCGGGUUGCGGAUGCGGCCAUAUCGACGAGUAUAUCAAGCAUGCCGCUUCAGGUCUGGCGCUCAACGCAGCGUCCCCUGCUGGCUCAGAUUCUACCUCUGUGUCAGGGUCUGGCUUUCUUCGCGGUUCUAGUCUUGGUCCGGGUUCUUCUUCUGGCACUGGAAUCCGCCCUGGCUCCGGCACCGGUUCUGCCUCAAGUUUCGCCGCACCAUCAAUGGCGUGA
Molecule: messenger RNA, 897 nt
Organism: Emericellopsis atlantica
Lineage: Eukaryota; Fungi; Ascomycota; Sordariomycetes; Hypocreales; Bionectriaceae
Exons: 1
Coding region: 1-897 (298 amino acids)
Biological process (GO): regulation of transcription by RNA polymerase II
Cellular component (GO): nucleus
Molecular function (GO): DNA-binding transcription factor activity, RNA polymerase II-specific; RNA polymerase II cis-regulatory region sequence-specific DNA binding
Source: RefSeq, a predicted model, not a curated record